AUGGAUAUCAUUGAUUUCAACAAACCAAAUUCUGUUAAGAAGGUCAAAGUUGGUAAUUGUAUUUAAUUAUUGAGAUAGUUAAAAAGAUUGUAACAUAAGCACCUAUAAUUAAUAAAUAAUAAUAGAAUAAAGAAUUUUAUAAUAAAGCUUUAGAGAAAAUUAUUGAAUUAUUAAAAGAAAAUAAUCCUUCUUUAGCCACUCAAAAUAAUAUUUAAUUAGAGAAACCAUAGAUUGAUAGAUUAGGAACAAAGAAAACUUUAUGGAAAAAUUUUGAAGCUAUUUGUAUAUAAAUGAAUAGAGAAGCAUAACAUGUUAGUUAAUAUUUGUUAAUUGAGAUGGGUACCGAAGGGUAUUCAAUAAAAAAUUAUAUUAGAUCAUUAGCAGAUGAAAAAUUGAUAAUAAAAGGUAGGUACACAAGUACUUAAAUUGAAACAUUAAUAAAAAAAUAUUUGUGUAUUUAUUAGUUUAAAAUCUAUAGAGGAAUAUGUUUUAUGCUCAUUAUGUAUGAGUUCAGCAACUACAUUAAUAAGAGAUGUUGAAUCUAGACUAUACAGUAAAGAAUGUAAAAAUUGUAAGGCUACAAAAACAGUUGCAACACUCAAGAUUUCAAAUAAGAAAUAAAAAUGA
This is a messenger RNA of Paramecium primaurelia, 627 nucleotides long. The record is from the annotation of a GenBank genome assembly. NCBI's taxonomy places the organism in Eukaryota, Ciliophora, Oligohymenophorea, Peniculida, Parameciidae.